AUGGCCGUCACAUACCACAACGGCAUCUCUAUCUUCCAAUUGAUCAUCUACCUCCCGGCCUUCUUCUUAUCCAGCAUCCUCGUGUUUCGUCACGGUCUACGCAGAAGCAGCGGCUUUUUCUUCCUCAAUGUUUUCGCCCAGGCACGUAUCGUGGGCAUAUGCUGCGAUCUCGCAACAAUAACCAACCAGCUGGCAAUGGGUCUAUAUGUUGGUGCCGCAGUUUGUAGCUCUAUCGGGUUGUCUCCAUUACUCCUAGCAUGUACAGGACUCCUCUCAAGGGCCAACUUAUCCAUCGGAAAUACCACCGGUCGUCGACCACUACCCCAUUUCGUCUUCUAUUUCUUCCACGCUUUGACAAUCACCUGUCUAGCGCUCACGGUAGCCGGCAUCACGGCCGACAUGUCCCCUCAGGCUAUGCAGAACCCCGACAUCAAAAUAAAAGUCGGCGUGAUUCUAUAUAUUAUUUCAUGGGCGGUAAUGUGCCUCUUCUUGGCUAUACUCGCCUGGCACCGCGGCUCUCUCGAGAAAGGCGAACACCGCACCCUAGUGGCCGUGGCCAUCUCAACGCCGUUUCUUCUUGUCCGCAUCCACUAUUCGGUUUUCAUGUGGUUCUCACACAACCCCGACUUUAGUCUGUUCAACGGAAACGUCACUGUGCAGCUAGUAAUGUCUGUAUUGGAGGAAGUUGUCGUCGUUGUUGUGUGUUUGGCUAUUGGGAUGACCUUGCGCGUCCGGGGUAAGACUUCUUCACGUGAAGAGGAGGCCGGUGCUUCCGAUCACCUCUUGGCUUCAUAUGCGCCCAAACCCUAG
Penicillium canescens is the source of this 810-nucleotide messenger RNA. RefSeq lists its product as uncharacterized. The record is from RefSeq and is a predicted model, not a curated record. Bases 1 to 810 code for a protein of 269 amino acids. The transcript is spliced from 2 exons. Lineage: Eukaryota; Fungi; Ascomycota; Eurotiomycetes; Eurotiales; Aspergillaceae.